AUGUCUGACAUCAAAGAUAAGGUCUCCCAAGAAGUCGAAGAAACCCACAAAAUCAGAAUCACCUUGACCUCCACCAACGUCAAGAAAGUUGAAACUGUCUGUAGCAACAUCAAAAAGAAUGCUGGUAACUUCAACAUCUUGUCCAAAGGUCCAGUUAGAUUACCAACCAAAGUUUUGAAGAUCACUACCAGAAAGACUCCAAAUGGUGAAGGUUCUAAGACUUGGGAUUCCUACGAAAUGAGAAUUCACAAGAGAGUUAUUGACUUGCAAGCUCCAGCUUCCACUGUUAAGAAAAUUACCAACAUCACUAUCUUGCCAGGUGUUGAUGUCGAAGUUACUAUUGCUGCUUAA
Molecule: messenger RNA, 351 nt
Organism: Candida tropicalis MYA-3404
Lineage: Eukaryota; Fungi; Ascomycota; Pichiomycetes; Serinales; Debaryomycetaceae
Gene: RPS20
Product: 40S ribosomal protein uS10
Exons: 1
Coding region: 1-351 (116 amino acids)
Biological process (GO): translation
Cellular component (GO): cytosolic small ribosomal subunit; ribosome
Molecular function (GO): structural constituent of ribosome; RNA binding
Source: RefSeq, a predicted model, not a curated record